Colletotrichum phormii is the source of this 837-nucleotide messenger RNA. RefSeq lists its product as uncharacterized. Bases 229 to 678 code for a protein of 149 amino acids. The transcript has a single exon. Lineage: Eukaryota; Fungi; Ascomycota; Sordariomycetes; Glomerellales; Glomerellaceae. The record is from RefSeq and is a predicted model, not a curated record.
UUUUUUUUUUUUUUUUUUUUUUGGCGUAUCCUGGGUUGCUUCGCGUAGUUGCUGGCCCCUGAAAUGCGGUGACGUGCCUGCCGUCUAGCACGUUGACGACACAGGCUGCAUUACCGCGUGCCUCAGAGCCCGGUUCUUGGGGGAGAAGCAGCCGGAAUUCGGGGUGUGGGAGCUGUGAGCUGCCAGAAUAAGACCAGUUAAAGAGAUUAUUGGGAGUGUGUGAGGUUUAUGUUUGAGACGAAGCAGAUCAGAUCGGUACUGGACGGGAACAGAAUUAUUUUCAUGGGGUCAGAGGAAGUGUCGGGUUGGUGGUCAGUUCCAUGUCGAGUCCGUCCGUCCACGUCUGCUUCCAUGUUCGGGCACCCUCAGUUAAAGAGAGAAGACAGCUUACCCUUACCUUUGGCUUUCGCGGCAGCCCUCAGCCCUUGUACCGCGUCUCGCAAAGACGUAAGCAGAGGUACCUUUGUCCCCGUUCCUCAUGGGCCAGAAUGGGCCCCAACACUCGUCUACAGUUGCCCAGUAUCAGCAAGUCCACACACCCAAGGAUGGGGCGUUUUUGGCUUUUGCCUUUGGGGACGCAGCGGGCGGCAUAGCGGGGGCAAGGUUGGCAACACACUAGUAACAGAAGGCGAAGAAGGCCCCGGCGUACGGCUUGCGGGCGCAAGCGCGGUUGCAUGAGCCUUCAGUCUCAUUCUUGCGUGCCCUCGCCCCGUCUGCGUCUUUCAGUUGGAGAAGGGGGGGAACGAGGUCUGCGGGACGGCUGCUUGUAUCUGUACCUGUACGAAGCACCCGAACCCUGUCCCCUACUCGUAAGCCUGCCGCUGCCGUGGCCGUCGU